This is a messenger RNA of Zygotorulaspora mrakii, 1185 nucleotides long. It is a transcript of the gene ECM9, whose product is annotated as Ecm9p. NCBI's taxonomy places the organism in Eukaryota, Fungi, Ascomycota, Saccharomycetes, Saccharomycetales, Saccharomycetaceae. The transcript has a single exon. The coding region runs from base 1 to 1185 and encodes 394 amino acids. The record is from RefSeq and is a predicted model, not a curated record.
AUGCUUCAACUUUGCCAGGAAUUGUAUAAAAUUCUAAUUGCAAACUCUGCCCAAGGUAAAUUUCGGUUAACAUUUGCUCCGGACCAAGCUGGCAUAACGGAGAGAUACUUUUCAGUAAAUGAGGAUCAGCAUAUCGAGAUUGUGUGCUUUAAGAAAACUUAUAUAUCAAUUUUUGAAGAAUGCCACAAUUACUUCUUCACAAACGGGUAUAAGAAUAGUAAGUGCAAAAGAAAUGGGUUAACCAUGUUUCAACAGAUUACUAACGAAGAACCUCCUCUUUAUCAAGCACCACUAGAUAUGAACACUUAUGUCGCUACAAUAGGGCUUCUUUUAACAACCCCUGAAAAUAAAACUGCAAUAAACUUAUAUUUAGAUUCAGUGCUGUAUAAACUGAAUGAUUUUUCAGGUCUUACCAAUUAUAAGGCCGCAAUUCUACAGGAAGAAGCAACCCUCGUCGGCCGUCUUCUGACAUCUUCAAACAAUAAACUAAAUAAAUCUUCCUCCCUAUGGUGUUUGUAUCGCAAGUUAUACCUAUUGCUCAGAGAUGCAGCUGGUACCAUUGAUUACAUCACUAUAUUUGUGUGUUCCGCCAGUCGCCACUUUUCGAAUUAUUACUGCUGGGAGACUGUCAGAUGGUUUUAUGAUGUGGUACCCACUGAGCUUGCUAAGAUGGAAUUAUUUUCUGCAACGAAGAUCUUUUGCCUUCAAAACACGAGGGACUCGUCUUCAUGGAGUGCCCUGGCGUACAUGAUUUGUCAAAAGAAGGCAAAAAUUGAUUUCAAUUGGCAUGAUAGUAUUCGAUUACAGAACAGCUUGAAAUGCGGAUUGAAUUUUAGGCAAAUACCCCCAGGAUUUGAUGUUGACAUCGAAGGUGUUGCUUGCGAUAUUGCACACAGCAUUAAUACCUUGACAAUUCAAGAUUGGCCUCCUUUUCUUUGUCUGCUCUCCGCUUUGAAUGCUCUACCUAAGAAUGGAACGCUUUCAUUUCUCACAUCUUGGAAGGAAGAGGUGCAGGCUUUCGAGACGGUAUGCGGUCCGGUCACAUUCAAAAGGAGGAAUCCCAUAGUACCUAUUAAUGUAUCAAAUGAUCUGAUGCUCUUCAGAAAAUCGAAAAACGUUGGGUUUAAAAAGCGAUUCCUAGAUUGCUUGCCAAGUCAAUCAUGUAAAACAGACAGCAACUGUUAG